ACUUCCUCCUUCAGUCUUCUGUGUUACUGUAUUUAGGGAGUUUUAUUCAUACCACUAUUGACAAUUUCCUGGACGCUCUUUUGUAUCAUGCACGUUAUUGAAAGUUGAAGGGAGAACAACAAUGCAGAACGUCAAGUGUGUUGUAGUUGGAGAUGGUGCCGUUGGGAAGACCUGCCUCCUGAUUUCCUUCACCACCAAUGCCUUUCCUAAAGAAUACAUCCCCACUGUUUUUGACAACUACAGCUCACAGCUCACUGUAGACUCUAAAAUAGUCAGUCUGAACCUGUGGGACACCGCGGGACAGGAGGAGUACGACCGUCUACGAACUCUCUCCUACCCACAGACCAAUGUCUUCAUCAUCUGCUUCUGCAUCACCAAUCCCUCGUCCUAUGAGAAUGUCAAGCUAAAGUGGUACCCCGAGGUGUCAGAACACUGUCCUAAUGUGCCCAUCCUGCUGGUGGGGACUAAAAAGGAUCUGCGAGAUGAUCCAGAGGUGCUGCAGAAGCUCAAAGAGAAGAACCUCUCUGUGGUGUCCCAGCAGCAGGGGGUGGCGCUGGCCCGACAAAUCCAGGCCAGCAAAUACAUGGAGUGUUCAGCGCUCAACCAGGACGGGGUGAAGGAAGUGUUUACAGAAGCUGUUCACGUUUUCCUCAACCCCAAAUCCCGAGCCCCCAAGAAAUCAUGCGUGCUACUAUAAAUGGGACAGGAUCUGAACAUAUGUAUUUUUGUAUGGGGUAUUUGUUUUAUCACAUGUACAAAUA
Carassius auratus (goldfish) is the source of this 761-nucleotide messenger RNA. Its product is annotated as rho-related GTP-binding protein RhoG-like. The transcript has 2 exons. The record is from RefSeq and is a predicted model, not a curated record. Lineage: Eukaryota; Metazoa; Chordata; Actinopteri; Cypriniformes; Cyprinidae. Gene Ontology annotation, biological process: small GTPase-mediated signal transduction. Gene Ontology annotation, molecular function: GTPase activity; GTP binding. Bases 122 to 697 code for a protein of 191 amino acids.